Molecule: messenger RNA, 417 nt
Organism: Phascolarctos cinereus (koala)
Lineage: Eukaryota; Metazoa; Chordata; Mammalia; Diprotodontia; Phascolarctidae
Source: RefSeq, a predicted model, not a curated record
GGUUGCCCUGGGCUCGUCCAACAGGUGAUAUCCACAUCAUGGGUACCACCAAGAUUUUCCUGCUCCUUCUCUCAGUGGCCCUGUUGGCCCUGAGCUCAGCUCAAAGAACAGCCAAGGAAGCCCCAAGCCAGCAACCUGCUGAACCUGAACCAGCCCCAAGGCAACAAACUAGGGAUAGUGAAGACCCAGAAGAACCAGAAGAACCACCUGAAGGAGACCCAGGCGAACCACCUGAAGGCCCAGGAGACCCAGGCGAACCACCUGAAGGAGACCCAGGCGAACCACCUGAAGGUAAGCAAUAUGUCUAUUUCUAAACACUCCUUUCUUUCCCCAUCCCUUGAGGACCCUAGACCUUGUCUCUCAUUUGAAACCAUUUGGCACAUCCACUCUUAAAGUUCAGUACCAAGAAAGAGAGGG